CUGGUGUGCCAGUAAAGAUUGAUGUACCAGAAUCUUCAGAGAAAUCGUUGAAUGCCACUACUAACCAGGAGGGGGCAGUGUAUCCUGUGUUUAAUAUUCCCAAUGUGUAUUGGAUUACUGUUAAAGUUUCGGCAGAUGGCCUUCAGGAAUGGAAAAGAAUUCGUCCUCCUUCACCUUGAAAUCGCAGCUACCUUUACCUGAGUAUUACCAACAAGAUGUACUCUGUGGGCGAGUUCCUAACUGUGAAUUAUAACACCAUAAAUGGCCAAAAACAUGGGUUUAUAUACUACAUGGUCUUAAGCCGUGGGAUCCUAAUAAAACAUAGACAAUAUACAGAUAACGCCUGAUAUGGUGCCAUCAUUCCGUCUGAUUGGCUACUACUACAACCAGCAUGGUAACAUCAUUGCUGACUCGGUGUGGGUAGAUGUCAGGGAUGAAUGUGAGAUAAAGGUCAAGGUAGAACAUAAAGGACAAUUUGAACCUGGGAAACAGGCUUCGCUAAACUUUGAUUUACAUGGUCAGAAAGCCAGAGUGGCUUUGCUGGCUGUGGAUAAGGCCUUCUAUGCUCUCCAUGCCGAUAAUAAACUCACAGCCAAACAGGUGUUUUCCUCUAUGCAGCCAAGUGACAUUGGUUGCUCAUACAGUGGAGGAUAUAAUCCUGCAUCUAUACUAACAGGGGCUGGCCUGUCUUUUGUAUCUCACUUCCAGUCAAUGUGGAGAAACAAAACUAAACUUACCAAAAAGUUACCACCACUAGAGGUCUUGGCUGUGAUUCACAAUCUGGCCGACAAAGACGCUCUUUGGACCUUCAACAGGAAAUGAUGACCUUAAAAUCUAACUUUUACAAUGAAAAGUUGCAAGACUUUUGUAUU
Micropterus dolomieu (smallmouth bass) is the source of this 872-nucleotide messenger RNA. Its product is annotated as complement C3-like. The record is from RefSeq and is a predicted model, not a curated record. Gene Ontology annotation, cellular component: extracellular region. The transcript is spliced from 8 exons. Gene Ontology annotation, molecular function: endopeptidase inhibitor activity. The coding region runs from base 349 to 822 and encodes 157 amino acids. NCBI's taxonomy places the organism in Eukaryota, Metazoa, Chordata, Actinopteri, Centrarchiformes, Centrarchidae. Gene Ontology annotation, biological process: complement activation.